Messenger RNA from Ricinus communis (castor bean), 1812 nucleotides. Its product is annotated as ethylene-responsive transcription factor TINY. Gene Ontology annotation, molecular function: DNA-binding transcription factor activity; DNA binding. The transcript has a single exon. Bases 633 to 1529 code for a protein of 298 amino acids. Lineage: Eukaryota; Viridiplantae; Streptophyta; Magnoliopsida; Malpighiales; Euphorbiaceae. The record is from RefSeq and is a predicted model, not a curated record. Gene Ontology annotation, biological process: regulation of DNA-templated transcription.
CAGGCGUCUAGAGAAGCACCCAAGAAUUUACAAAAUGAAAAAUGAAAAAGGUUUUGGAUAGAGCAGAAGAAGAGAUGUGGGAAAAAUGAAUAGUUGGACGCAGGUGAAACUAGUAAAGUUAGAUAUAAAUGAUAGGGGUUGCGUGGAAGUAGAGGAGGGGACACCAUUUUUUAUUUUUUAUUUUUCUCUUUUUCUUCUUCUUCUUCUUCUUUUUCUUUUUUUUUUUUUUAAUUUUUUUGUAUCAUCUAGAGACUCUGCGACCCAUUUUCUCUUCUUGGGUCCACCCAUCUCUAUUCUAUCAAUGCUUAUAAGUGUUGUGUGAUUCAUUGGGAAAUGAUGGAAUGCCCAACACCCCCCCCCCCCCCCCUCUCAAUCCCUUCUCUUCUUCUUCUCCUUCUUCUCCUUAAUUCCUUUGCCCAACUGCUGUGUAUUUCUUUUUCUCUUCCCUAAAGCACUUACUCACAGUCCACAUGCUUCUCAUUGGCCCUUUCUAUCAUCUGUUAGUCUUUUCUUUCACUUUACAAGCAUACAGUCUUUCCAUUUGCAUAACCUUUUAAGGAAUCAAGCUAGAAUUUUGCAUCCUCAAUAUUUAUACUGUCAUCUUUAGCACUACUAAACGGAAGAAUUGAGAAAUGACUGAUCGAACACAAAAUUCAGAGCCUGAAUACACAUCCUCGUCUUCGUUGUCAUCAUCGUCUUCUUCUCCAUCUUCCCCUUCCUCACCCGGUGCAGCCCUCUCAACGUCUAACAAAGCCGCUAACUUUGCAUCAAAAACUCAACGCCAAGAAGCACUAGUAGAGGAACAACAAGACCCGGAAUCACCAACCAAUAAGAAGAUAAAACGCAUAAGAGACACGAACAAACACCCAGUGUAUCGUGGCGUUCGCAUGCGGAACUGGGGGAAAUGGGUCUCAGAAAUCCGUGAACCACGCAAGAAAUCCCGCAUUUGGCUUGGUACUUUCCCUACACCUGAAAUGGCAGCAAGGGCACAUGAUGUUGCUGCUUUAAGCAUCAAAGGAAACUCUGCCAUUCUUAACUUCCCUGAGCUCGCCGACUCACUACCACGCCCAGCUUCACUCGCUCCUCGCGACGUCCAAAUUGCGGCUGCUAAAGCUGCACAAAUGGAUACAUUUGACAAAAAGAUAACUGAUUCCACAGCAGCAACACCGAUGACGGCAACAACAACAACAUCUUCAUCUUCAUUGUCAUUAUCCUCUUCAGAUUCUUGUUUAUCAUCACUAGUAUCUGCUAUGGACCUAUCAACAACAGGGCCAGAGGAGGAGUUGAGUGAGAUUGUGGAGUUGCCGAGUCUCGGAACGAGUUAUGAGUCAUCUGAGUUGAGGAGCGAUUUUGUAUAUGUUGACUCGGUUGAUGGGUGGGUUUAUCCUCCUCCGUGGCUGGAGGAGAGUCACGUUGGUGGCGGUGGGUGUCUUUUUGAUGAUUUGACAGUGGCUAUUGAAGGGUUGAUGCCUAAUCUUUCUACUGCUAGUAGCAGUAGCUUUGGACAAGGUUGGUUUUGGAAUAAUUAGUGCUUCUUGUUCUUUCUCCUUUUGUGAAUAAUGCAUUUUGAAGUGUGUGUUGUGUUUUCUUCUUCUUUUCCUCUUUUGCAGCUCUCUCUCUCUCUCUCUCUCUUUUUAUGUAAUUUAAAAUGUUUAGCCUUUUCUGUUUUUCUUCAAAGGGCUAAAAACUCUCCCUGUCUUGCUGUGUUUAUGUAACAUUAUUUAUGACCUCCUUAAUCAAAUCUAACUGUACAGUACUGAGGAAAGAGGAAAAUGCCAUAAGUUUUUCCCUUUCCUGUAUUGGUUGGUGGAA